Xyrauchen texanus (razorback sucker) is the source of this 5879-nucleotide messenger RNA. RefSeq names its product protein FAM78B-like. Lineage: Eukaryota; Metazoa; Chordata; Actinopteri; Cypriniformes; Catostomidae. The record is from RefSeq and is a predicted model, not a curated record. The transcript has 2 exons. The coding region runs from base 743 to 1600 and encodes 285 amino acids.
ACAUGUCUGCGUUAAGAUGCUGCGCCGCUUUUCAUUGGAAGAAAAUAUUUGAAAAUCACCGCAUUGCAUGAUGUUGCUUUGUGUUUAUUAUCAUCAUCAUCUUUGUGUUUAUUUGCACAGGUUUUAUUGGCUACGGAUGCUAGGGACGCAGAAAGGGGAAACACAAGAUUAGCUCUACGAUGCUCACUGCAUUUGUGACGGUAGGAUCCAUCUGUGUUAUGUACCGCGUCUCCGAUUUUCAAAACGAGCCGCAUCAACGAAAUGUUGGGUAGGUCGUUCACCUGGCGGAAACAGACCCGACGCACAGUCUCCAUGCAGCACCGGGUGCCUCCUUAACACUGACAUGCCCGCGCCCAAAGGGCUACGAGAUACAGGCGCACGCGUGAAUUGGCAGGAGGAAGGGAAACGGGCUCGCACCGGGUGUCCGAUUCGUUGGAGGCCGGAUCGCAUCUGCUGGGGACAAGCAUCAAGGGCAGUGCGGCAAUCCAGCGAUUCACGAACAGUCGAAACGGAUCGUCGAUACACCCUAAAUGUCCCAAUCCCCCUGUAUUCCCAUUGCAGUUCCUCAGCAGUCGCAAAUAUGUCCUAAAACGGCAGCUGGACGCUUUAAAAUGCAACUAAGCCGUCUUUUCAAUAGCACAUAUGCUGUGUUAUUGCUUUCGUUCGGGGUUUAUCGAGGAAAUAUUGAGUUGGAAAUAAAGACGAGGAUCUGUCAGCGUUUUAAGGGUUGUAAAAAGGGCCAAUGAAUAUAUUGCUUAGACACAUCCUUAUUUUUUCGUCAUUGGCCACACUGACUCCCAUCAUAAGCAGGACCAUGGGUUGCAUUCAGAGCAUCGCCUGCAAGCCCCGCAUCCGUCGGGAGAACAUCGUGGUGUAUGAGGUGUCAGCCUCCAUUGACCAGUGCCCGACCAUCAUUGAGGAGAACUCGCCCAUUGUGCUGCGAUACAAGACGCCGUACUUCAGGGCAUCGGCCGGGAUCGUGAUGCCCCCUGUUCCCAGAAACGAAACAUGGACUGUGGGAUGGAUUCAGGCGUGCACACAAAUGGAAUUCUUCAAUACAUACAGUGAUAUUGGCAUGUCCAGCUGGGAACUGCCAGAGCUUCGUGAAGGACGGGCAAAGGCCAUAAGUGACUCUGAUGGUGUUAGUUAUCCCUGGUAUGGUAACACUACGGAAACAGUGACCCUGUCAGGCCCCACGUCCAAACCCUCCCGGCUAACAGUGAGCAUGAAUGACAACUUCUACCCUAGUGUGACAUGGGCAGUGCCCAUUAGCAACAGUAACACGCCAAUGCUCACGCAUAUCACUCGAGACCAGAGCUUUAUCACUUGGCUGGUGGCAUUAAAUGCAGACACCAAAGAGCGUAUUGUUCUUCAGACAGUACGCUGGCGGAUGCGGGUAGACAUUGAAGUGGAUCCAACCAUGCCUCUAGGUUCUCGUGCCAAACUGAUGGGCCGACCACACCAAGAACAACCGCACAUUCUCAGCAACAAUGAACCCAUCCCACCCAAUGCACUAGGUAGGCCCAAUGCCAAUGACGCACAGGUGCUGAUGUGGAGGCCCAGGAGGGGACAUCCACUGGUGGUUAUACCACCAAAAUAGGGAUGUGCUUGCAGGAUGAUGGUGUUGCUUAAUUUGAAGACUGCAUGCACUGCUUGGACACAGCAGUAGUGGGUAUGGGAAACCACAAGUAUUAGGAUAUACAGGUGUCCUGUGGAUUGCCAGUUUUGUUGGUUUUGUUAAAUUCUCUGAACUUGACCUUAUGAGAAGAGAAAACUGAACUGCCUUUCAACUUUACAGCACUCAGUACUUGAUUGGAUAUCAUUUGAUGGAAAGACUAGUACUUAAUCUGAACUGCAUUUCAGGACAGAUGCUCCAUAAUGCAUGAAAGAGAUUAAAUGUUUGGUCCUAUACGACUCAAAUCCAGUGGCAUCCGAAGAUACAAGAAUAGUCAGUGCAAGUCCGGCCAGAAAUUGACACUUUUCUUUGUAGGACAACCAGCAAAACUCUUUGAAACUCACACGUCAGUUGAAUGAGACUUGAAAUGAGACUUUGGCAAAUGCUAGCAAAUAUCUUUUACAUGCUGUAAGUGAAUGAAGACAUCCAUCAAUAAGGUGGAGUGUGUUCAGUAAUUUCGGUACUCAAGAAGGCAUUUGUUGAUAUCAACCAAUCAGACACAUCCUGGCACUGAAGAGUUGAUAAGAGUUUUGUUUAUGCUCGCACAUAAGUUUGUUUGAGUUGACGCAGUGGGUGCUGCACCAUAGGCAUUCAACAGAUUAGUCACAUGCCAUUUACCGUACACUCCAUCUGUGCCAUUCUCCAUCUGCCUGUCUCUCUGUUAUUCCUCAAGCUGUCUCAAUAUCUCCUCUCCCGUAGAGACUCCUUGGUAAAUUAUGACAUUGAAUUUCCAUCACAAAUAUCAGGUUUAGCUUUAACCUCAAUCAGUCGGUGGUGGAUUUAUUUAGGCCCAUAUGGAAUCUGCAAAUAAGCUCCGCAGAUUUCUGCAGAAUUGAAAAGUCAUUCACAAAGUUCUACACAUAACCCACCGCUUGCAGGAUUGUAUAUUAAAUAUUUUUGGCUAAUAAGAAAAUGCUUUCGUCUAAUAAUAAGAGAAUUUGUUGGUACUCACAGCUCCAUUUAAUACAUUUUACUAAAUCUAUUUUGGUGUUUUUCCUCCAUUAGCACAGAAAAUGCUGAAAGUUUCAGUUUCUGUUUUUUGACUUCCACAACAAAGAUGCAUUGCUUUCUAACAAAUAAAUAUAACAGAAGAGAAUGAAAAAGAGGAGUGCAUACUAUGGUAUGAAUUUGCUAAUAAAGUAGCAUACUGUUUGUGAUCAAACUGGCAUGUGAGGCUGUUUAGCUACUGAUAAUGGAACCACAAUCCCAAUAAACAAAAUCUAGGCCUUUUUCAUAAUGCUUAUUAAUAUUUACAUAAAUAUAGACCUAAAGCUGGCACAUGACUGUUUAUACAGGCAGGCCUAGAAAAUAAAAUGAAUAAUAAAUGAGAACUGCUUGGACUAAAAACAUUUCAAAAACACAUUUCAAAUCAGUGAAUUCAAUCACUUUCUUGUAGCCAACUGCCCAGUAGAGGGAUCAACUAAAAAUGAAAACAGAAAUUUGUGAAUUCUUGAAUUCUGCUGGACAAUUCUGACCAUCUUACAGACGUCAGAAUCUUUUUUCAAAAUUUAUCUAAAGGACUCACAUGUUUUGUUCAUUAUUUGCAUGCUUUUGAUUUAGUGAAUUGCAUUCUUUUAUUCUGCUUUGGACCUGAGUGGUCUGAAACAAAGAGGUGAAGCCCAAUCUGGACAUGAAAUGACAAUAAUGACUAACUCUAGCUUUGCUUCAUGUCUGAUGCUUCACCUAAUAUCACUAUACAACUCAACAAUAAUUUGAGCUGCAUGCAGUAUGUCUAAGCUUGGAGCUCUGAUCUAGAUGAUCUAGAUGAAGGUAGAAUAAAUCAAACAGGGUUCCCUUUUAUCUAAUAUGAUCAGUUCAUCAUCUAAUCUACCUCUAUCUUGACCUUUUUCCUCUAUCAUUUCUCAGUUAAAUUCUCUGUAUCUGUCAAAGCCAUAUUCUUCUUCAAGAUGAUCAUUUAAAUAAAGAUGUAUCAUUAAAAGUAUGUGAACUCAGUAUCUGAAAAUGAUCACAUGAACACCAGCAGGGAAUCUGGGGUUAAAAUACAGUAGGCCCAAAAAUUAUUUGGAAAAUUAAACCUAAAUGAAUGAAUUUCAUUGCAUUGGAUACAUUUGAUUUGCAAACAAAUUAUUUUCUUAACAGGUUAUGCAAUGACUUUCAAAUAAAGCAUGUCAAGGUGAUUUUUAGUGGAUGUAUGUUCACACAAGUGUCCUAGAAGAGUAAUCACAUGUGUAGUUCAGCACAUUAACUAUGUGUUCCACUAACAACCAGAAAGUGUUUUUCUUGGGUUCUUAUUAAUUAAUAAUUUCUCAUUUAAAACCUAACAAAUGUCUUUUUAUUAAAUAGUUUACUUGAAAAGCGUGCUUCGGCUACCUUUCUUUCAAAUUAAGUGACUAAAUACUUUUGGAGGUUAUUCUGUACAGUUCAAAAUAUUGAUUCAAAAUUUCUUAUCUUGGAGGUUAAUGUUUCAGUUUUCAAAGUGCGAUUUCAGACAUAAUCUUUACAUGAAUAAAAAACAUCAACUUUGUAACGUUUUGCUAUCAAUCAUGUCAUAAGUUCUGUCACAAACAGAACUUAUGUUAAACAGGUACAACAGCUUUUUGCCAUAGUCAUGUGCUUCCCACUGCAAAACUGGUCUAUGCAAACAUUGCAUUAAGAGCAGGAAACGAUAAUACAGUUAGAAGGAAAUAUGUUUUUUCACCUCUCUUUUUCCACACAAGUCAUUUUUAUAUAUAUAAAACAAACUGAUGCAAAAUAUAUUUCCAGUGGAAUCCCAAGAGUAAUAAGGUACUAAUAAGUAGUGCACUUAGGGUCUUGCUGCAGUCUGAUCUUUUAAGAUGCUGACAUGCUAGACUAUGCAUGACGUAAAUACAACCAGUAAAUACAGUACCAUAUCUACCAGCACUAAUUUGAAAGUUUUGAUAUCAUUAUGUGAAGUACAUGUGCUGAAAAUGUUAGCUUAGCAUGCUAAUCAAGAUAAACUUUAAUUUGACCAUUUUUUUCUUUGGUUAUGUCAUUUAACAUGUCAUAGAUAGCUCACAUGACAUUAAUUGAUGUAUUUUCAUUCUUAAGACAACUUAAAUCUUCAAGCAAUAUUGUAGGAUUUCCAAUCAGGCACUACAGAAACUGCCCAAAACAACAUCUUUCUGCCAAUGAAAUCGUUUAGGGGUCCAAGGGGACAGAAUUUCAUGGUUGAAUCUGAAAAUGGCAUGACACUGGGGUAAUUUAGCAUGUUCAGAAUCUAGUGUGACAAAAUUCUGGGUUCAAUACAAGUUAACCUCAAUCAACAGCAUGUAUGGCAUAAUACUGCUUACCACAAACAUUUUAGAAUGGAAGUGAAUGGGGGUCAAUCUGUAAAAUUUAAAAUACUCAUUGUUUCAAAAAUAUAGCCAGAAGACAUAAACAAUAUGUGUGUUAACAUGAUAUCAGCAUGAUAAAAUCACUUACUAAACUUUUCUGUGUAAAGUCAUACAAUUUUUCAACUUUGUUGCCAUGACGUUGUUAUGUCAACAAACCCUAAAAUUACUGUAAAAAUUACAAUUUUUAACAAAUUUACAGCUCAAAUAAUACAUGUGUUUUAACAGAAGAAUGAAUGUAUGUGCUUUUAUAAAAUUAUAAGCUUCACAUUUCUGCCUUUGAACCCUUUAAAAAUUGGCCCCAUUCACUUCCAUUGUAAGUGUCUUACUGUAACACAGAUAUUUGCUUUUUUUUUUUUUAAAGAAAAGGAGGGACGAGUCAGAAUGAUUUUUGUGGUAAUCAACAUUAUGCCACAAAUGCUGUCGAUUGAGCUUAACUUCUAUUGAAACCGGAACAUUCCUUUUCCACAACGCCACUUGCCAUGAUUACGCCACCAAUCAAAACGCAGCCAUUGGUCUCUUGAUAUUAGAUUAAACUUCACAAUUUGAAAUUCACAAUUUAAAAAAACUCUUUUGGAUUUCUUCUUUUAUUGGCUUCUCAAAAGGUAUAUGUGAAAUAAUUAAUGCUUCUCAACAACUUCUCUGGUGAUGUAAUGUGGAAUAAUGAAGGCCUCUUUUAAACUUAUUUUGUUGGGUAGCUGCAGCUGCUCCCUGUUCUAAAGAUGUUCUUAGGAAUCUGUUUUUUGACUCUACUUUCACGUUUUACAUGUAGCUCAAGCAUGCAUGUCACCCCCAUAUAAGGUAAAGAACUAUUUCAUUGGUGGGGGUCCAGUGGAAUGUGGUUUUUCUGGACCAUAUAACAGAAUGCUGAACAAAUAAACUUUGAAGAA